This is a messenger RNA of Mucor mucedo, 672 nucleotides long. Its product is annotated as Acireductone dioxygenase ARD family. The transcript is spliced from 5 exons. The coding region runs from base 72 to 605 and encodes 177 amino acids. Lineage: Eukaryota; Fungi; Mucoromycota; Mucoromycetes; Mucorales; Mucoraceae. The record is from RefSeq and is a predicted model, not a curated record. Gene Ontology annotation, molecular function: acireductone dioxygenase [iron(II)-requiring] activity.
CUUUUUAACUGGGAAGGGUUUUUCUUUUUUUUUUUUUCCUUCUUUCUUCCCAGUUUGAUAUAACCUAAAGAAUGAGAGCUUACAUUUACGAUUCAGAGGAUACUGCUGACCAACGUGCAGCCCAUGAUACCGGCAUUGAAAAGACUGUCGAGGAUUUAGCUAAAGUCGGUGUCUUGUACUGGCGCAUUGAAGGCCCUAAUGGCAUUGAGCAAAUUGAUGAAAUUGCCAAGAACAGAAGCUACAAGAACCGAGACACUAUUGUGGUAUCUCCCGAGGCUAUGGGCCCAGUGUAUGAAGAAAAGGUAAAGUCGUUCUUUGCCGAACAUCUUCACGAGGAUGAGGAGAUCCGUUUUAUUUUGGAUGGGUCUGGGUUCUUUGACGUGCGUGAUCAAGGUGACGUUUGGAUCCGUAUCCACUUGGACAAGGGCGACAUGAUUAUUUUGCCUGCUGGUAUCUAUCAUCGUUUCACGACAGAUGAAAAUAAUUACAUCAAGGCUAUGCGAUUAUUCAAAGAAGAUCCUUUAUGGACUCCUAUCAAUCGUCCAAUUGCCGAUGAUAACAAAUAUCGUGUAGAAUAUGUCAAUUCAUUUAACAUUACUGCAUAAAAAAAAAUGUUUUUUUUUUUUUUUAUUUCAUCACAAAAAAGAUUUUUUAUUUUUUUAUUUAGACAUC